CGGGUGUUUCCUUGGCCGGGCUCCGCGUCUAUCUCUGAGCAUCUCUCUCUGGCUGGGUGUGUUGAGCAGAGAUCUGGGGCACACACCCUGCGAGUGAGAAACUCCCUGUGGGGAGAGCAAAGGGAGCCUGGGCCGCACCUUUCCCUGGGCCGGCCUGCAGCACGCACAGGAACGGCAACUCCUGGGAUCUCCCCCGGCCCAGGGCGGGCAGUGGGGUCUACUGGUUACAGCAGGGGGGCUGGGAGCCAGGAUCUGCCCCCUACCCCAUGGCCUCUUCUGCCCCCCAAUUGGGGUCUCUCUCCAAGGAGUUCUCCUGCCCCGUGUGCCUGGACUGGCUGCAGGAUCCCGUCACCCUGCCCUGCGGCCACGUCUACUGCCAGGGCUGCAUCGAGACAACGUGGGGCACCCUGGGCGUCGCCCCUGCCUGCCCUGAAUGCCGGGAGCCCUGCCCCGACAGGAGAUAUGCGCCCUGCAGGCUGCUGAGGAAGCUGAUCGACCAGGCCAGGGGCCUGAGCCCUGGUGGGGCAGAGGAGGGGGCGUGCCCAGGGGGCAGGUGCCCGGAGCACAGCGAACCCUGGGGGGUGGAGGGUGGGGAAUUCGCCGCCAGGGAACCAGCCACAUCCGAAAACCUCCCGUUCCUCCCCAUCCACCAGGCCACUGGGCAGCAUCAGGAAGAGCUGCCCUCAGCCAUUGCCCAGCUGGAGUCCAGCCUCGCUCGGCUCCGGACGCUGAAGACGGAGAAGGAAGAGAGGAUUCGGAACCACCAGGCGACGGUGCUCAGCCUGGAAGAUCACAUCUCCGCGGAGUUCGGGACGCUGCGGGGCUGGCUGGCCGCCCGGGAGGGGGAGUGGCAGGAGAGGCUGCGGCGGGCGGGCAGCGCCCAGCUGCGGGCGAUGCAGACGAACCUGCAGGAGCUGGCGGGGAAAUGCCAGGCAGCCCAGGAGAUGCUCACCGAGGCCCAGGCCCACCUGCCCCAGCAGAGCACCAUGGAGUUCCUGACGGACAUAAAAUCCUUCCUGGACUGGGCAAAGCAGCAACUGGCUACCCCUUGUGGGCCAAAUACAGGGUCCCAAUCACAGACUCUGGGGCAAUUCAAAGGGCCGAUCCAGUAUACUGCCUGGAAGAACAUGAAAUCUAUCCUCAACAUAGAUCUUCCCCAGGUGACGCUGGAUCCCGCCACGGCUCAUCCCUGCCUGGUUCUCUCGGAGGAUCGCACCCGAGUCCGGGACGGCCACCUCCGCCGGCCUCUCCCCGACACGCCCGCCCGCUUCGAUUUCUGCGUGGCCGUGCUGGGCGCGGGGGCGUUCACCUCCGGGAGGCGCUACUGGGAGGUGGAGGUCGGGGAGAAGCCGGCGUGGACGCUGGGCGUGGUCCACGCCUCCAUCAGCCGCAAAGGGAAGAUCCAUGCCUCCCCCAGCAAGGGAUUCUGGGUCAUUCGGCUCCGGGGCGGGGCCGAGCUCAUGGCCAAGGACACGCCCCCAGUGGUGCUCCGCCCCCAGGCCCUGCCCCACAGGAUUGGGGUGUACCUGGACUACGAAGGGGGCCAGGUUUCCUUCUAUGAUGCCUGGGGCAUGUCCCACCUCUAUACGUUCAGCGCCCGGUUUGCAGAGAGUGUGUAUCCCUAUUUCUGCCCCGGGCUCUAUGAUUCGGCGGGGAACUCUACCCCCCUGAAAAUCUGCCCCUUGCCCUGAGCCAGCCAGUCCUCUGCCCUGGGGUCGGAUCAGAGCCGGCGCCCCGUAGAGGGAAAAGCCCCGGGCCCCAUUCCCUGCCCCCAUGAGCCAUCCAGUGGUUUUAUAAGCACCACCUUACACAUAGAAAAAAAAACUCUCAAACCCAUCAACCCCGGCUAUUUCAUGCUCCAAAGCAAGACGGAGCCGAGCGCCAGGCCACACUGUAUCCUGCCAAGCAGGGACUCUGAAAAGGAUCUAAAGAUCCAGCUAGUGUGAUCCUGGGAUGUGCAAACAGGGGAAUGGUGAGUAGGAGCAGAGAGGUUUAUUUCCCCCCUGGAUUUGGCCCUUGUGCGACCGCUGGUGGAGUCCUGUGUCCAGUUCUGGUGCCCACGGUUCAAGAAGGAUGUGGAUCGAUUGGCGAGGGGUCGGAGAAGAACGAUUAAAGGACUGGACAACCUGCCUUAGAGAGAGAGACUGCCGGAGCUCAAGCUGUUUAGAGGAACAAAGAGAAGGCUGCGGGGUGACUAGAUCAUGGUCUACAAGUACCUCCGUGGGGAACAGAUGUGACCGUGGGCUCUUCAGUCUAGCAGAGAAAAGUCUAACAUGAUCCAACGGCUGGAAGUUGAAGCUAGACCAGUUCAGAUGGGAAAUAAGGUGCAAAUUUGUAACAGGGAGGGGAAUUCACCAUGGGAACAAUUUCCCAAGGGCCGUGGCGGAGUGUCCAUCACUGGCAAGUUUUCAAUCAAGAGUGGAUGGGGUCCCGGUGGCAUCUUGGACUCCAGCCGCAGAUUAGCCAUCCUUGGUGGUAGGCCCUGGAUCCUCUGAAACAAUGCUGCAGACAUUGGUCCUCACAGGAGACCGAUUUCCAUGUUGCCCCAUGAUCCAUAAUCGGUGGGCGAGUGAUAAGGGGCGAAGACGCGCUUGAGUUGAAGGUACCGGCGUGGGAGCCAGGACUCCUGGGUCCUGGCUAGAGGCAGUGGGAAAGUUUCCAAAGAGGGAUCAUGUUUGUAUAGGGAAAAAAUGCCAUGGAAACAUUCUGAUGACAUUUCGGGGCGGAGGGAAUGGCAGGGCCGGGGGAGAAUCAGAUCAGGGCAUUUUGGUUUUUUUGCUUCAACGUGAUGGUUCAUUUUGAUUUUUUUUAAUUUUACAUUUAUCAUAAUUCUCAGCCCAACACUGUUUAAGCCUGGAAGGAUUGGAUUUGUAUCUGCUCAUUUGUAUCCGUCAAUGUCAAUGUCACCAUCCGCCAUGGAAAAAUAUUUCCAUUCGUAAUCAUCGAAAUGGACAGAUAAUCAUAGAAGCAUUUGGCUUUGAUGAGACAAUCAUUAAAGAACUAGCGGACUCUCCCAGAAUUUCCUGCAACUCUGAAAGUUUUAAGUUGAUAAAAAUAUCAAAAAGCUGACAAAUAAACGUCACGAUCAGUCCAAAUUAUAAAUGUCAAAGCUAGUUCUCCCGAGCCGAAUAUUCAUAGAAUAUAAAUUGAAGUGAAAACUAAAUUGAGACCAGUGUGUGCUAGAUAGAAUACUUAAAUACAAUGAUAUAUGUAUACGUAUACAAUUAAUAUUUCAUAUGCAAUAUUUCAUAGUCUGGCUUUUAAAAAAUUAUAUAAAGAAUUGUCUAUUUAAUAGAACUAUACAUAAGUGUUUAUAGGACAUAAUUUUUGGUAAAGGUUGAAAUUGGAACAUAACAUUUUGAUUGACGCAAAGUGAUUCCCCCCCCCCCACACACACACACACACACGUCAUUUUUCAAGACGUUUCCCCAAAAAAGAAUGGUUUGGGAACUGACAUUUUUUUGAAAUCUUGGCGUUUCCUGCUCAACACAAAAGCUACUUCUUGCCCAACUUUUGUUCUCUCCCUAGGUGGAGGGGAGCGGGGUUAAGUAGGUUAGAGUCAGGGGAGCGGGGGCUGGGAGCCGGGACGCCUGGGUUCUAUCCCCAGCUCUGGGAGGGGAGUGGGGUCUGUUGGGUUAGAGCAGGGGGGGCUGGGAGCCAGGACGCCUGGGUUCUCUCCCCAGCUCUGGGAGAAGAGUGGGGUCUGGCGGGUUAGAGCAGGGGGUGCUGGGAGCCAGGACGCCUGGGUUCUAUCCCCAGCUCUGGGAGGGAAGCAGGGUCUAGUGGGGACUGGGAGUCAGGAUGCCUGGGUUCUAUCCCUGGCUUUGUCACAUACUCCCCAUGUGACUUCUGGGGAGUGACUGAAUCGGUUUGGGCCUCAGUUUCCCCAUGUGUAAAAUGGGGGAAUGAUCCUGGCUUUGUUUAUUUGGACUGUGAGCUUUUAGGGGCAGGGGCUGUCUCCUUUGGCCUUGGUGUCUUCAUCUAAACUGAUUUGGGGGGGGGGGCAAGGAAAUGUCUGCUCUAGCUAAAGUGAUUGAUUUUUCCAUCAAACAAAUUCAAAACAUGGUGAAUCUUUAAAAAAAAAACAAAAUCAACAACCCCAAAACCCUGACCUGCACUUUGUGUUGAGUCCGAAGGAAAAUUGCUUUGAAUUGGGAAAAGCUGAAAUUUCAGUUAAUUCAAAAGCCGGUUUUCUUUCGUUUGUGAUCAGAAAGUCAAAAUGUUUCCCUUUCUUGUAAAAAGGGUGCUGAUUACCAUGUUCACUUCGCGACAGUGAGGCAAAGUCCAAUAUUUAACCAUGUAAAAAGAGAAGGAUUUCAUUUAGUUUCAAUGGAAAGUUAAGUCAUCUCACUUUGUUUCCCCAUUAAUUUCCAGUCAAUCGCCACCCGAAAAAGUGAGAGUGUUUCACUUUGUGUUUAAAAGACAAUACAUUCAUCGCCAUUUUCUGGGAGGAACAAUGGAAGUGUAAAAAUCUUUCCUCGUUACAGCAAUAUGAACUGGCAUCUAGGUUGGCUCAGACAACGGCUUACAUCUUGCAGACAGUGGAAAACAACUUCAGGGUGUUCAGAAUGAAACAAAAGACUUUGUUUUCUGUUCAGAAGGUGGGUGUUUUUGUGGUUCCAUGGGGUCAAAGGCUCCUUAUGUUAAAAAAAAAAACCCCAGAUCUGUUCGUUUUAAUCCGGAAUAAAAUCAAACUGGACAAGUUUUGCCUA
Molecule: messenger RNA, 4712 nt
Organism: Caretta caretta (loggerhead turtle)
Lineage: Eukaryota; Metazoa; Chordata; Testudines; Cheloniidae
Product: E3 ubiquitin-protein ligase TRIM69
Molecular function (GO): protein binding
Source: RefSeq, a predicted model, not a curated record